ACCAUUGUUUUGGUCUUCGCUAUAUUAGUUCGGAAACGCAUUUUUGUACUCAGAUGUUAAUUUUCAAAAAAGUCGAAAUAAUUGUAAGUUAUUCAUUAGAUUGAUUGGAAAUUUCAAUACAAUUUUUUAGACAAUUUAAGUGGCUUAUCUUAUUUAACGUGUGCUAUGUGACAACUAUAAAUAUUUGAGAAUGAAUAAAUCUAGAUCAGAAUUCUCGUCACGAAACAAAAGUUUCAACAGCAACGGUAGCAAAACGAAACAAAAGCAUGGCAAGUACUGGAAGAAAAAUAAGGCCUCGAUUACAUCGGCUAGUAGUACACCACCUGGAUUAGCUAAAACGAAAAAUAUCAAUAAAAAUGAUUAUACUCCUAACGGAGUUGGAGGACAGAGUAAGCAGCAAACUGAUAAUUCGAAGUCUAAAAAGAAAAAGAAUCCAGCAGUGAUUGUUGAAAAUGGUAAACCUUUCGAGAAGUCAAAUGUAAAUGGCAAAAUUAAAAAGAAUAAAAAAUCAUCGAAUGUUCAAAACUGCAUCGACAUUGCUAAUCCAGAUCAUAGUCAAAAACAUAGUCCAAAAAAAGCAACCAGCAAAAGAAAAAGUCAGCAGGACAUCGCUGGCAUUAAGAAACCAAAGCUGCCUAGGUCGGAAUCGGAUAGUGAUGCCGAAGACUACAUCGACCGGUUUUUUCACGAUGUUACAGUAGACACUGAAGAGUUACCGGAGGAAACCAGUUCCACCGGGGAGGAUCUUUCCAGCGAGUCUGAUUCCGAAGAGAACGUCGGUGACGAUGGAAUGCCUUUCGAGGAGCUGCUGAAAUAUUACGGCCAUUAUUUAGAUAAAAAAGUGACCGGCACUGGUCCGAGCAAAACAAAAAAGGUGGGAAAAGUGAACUGUAGUAAAAAUCCCAAAUCGGCAUUUACCAACGGAUGGAUUGAGGAAGAUAACGACGUUGGAUUGGUCUAUGAAGAUUCAGACGACGGACAGGAUGAUCAGUGCAAGGCGUUGGUUCCGGUGGAUGAUUCGCUCGAAACAUCGGAUGAUGAUUUUGAUUAUCGUCCUAGUGAUAGCGCAGGAGAAGAGGACGAAGAAGAUGAUGAUGAUUAUGAGGAGCUUUCUGAUGAACUGGAGGAUGAUUCGUUGAGUGAGGAGUAUUCUGAUUGCGAAGGAUAUUCUUUCGAAGCUGAUGAUCAUUUCGUUAGUGAUUCCGAUGAUUACGAUUCGGAGGAUGAUGAUGAAGAUGAUGAGUUCAGCAGUCUUGAUGACGACGACGAGGAGGAAGAGGAUCAAUCUUACUGGGAUGAUUCGUACAACAGUGAAGAUGAUGAAGAUUAUGAACCGUCGGAAGACGACGACGAUCUGUUUAUCGGGCGUGGAACUGCUAGAAUUUACGAAAUUGAUGACAAUAACGUGUCGUUCAAUAGCGAUAUUGACUCAGCUCAGAUUGUGGAACUACCUCUUGAGGGUCGAAAAUAUUCAGUUACCACAAGUGCAACAGAAAGUCAGUCUGAUAAUGAAGCAGAUAACAACGGUGACCUUUGCCCCGAACUUGUGCCAAUUUAUGAUACACAUGGAAGACUGAUAGAAAAUACGGAUAUGCUGAAUGUGGAAAGUAAACAUCAAGUUAAAUCGCCAAAAAAAUCCAACAAUUGUGAGCUUGCGUCAGACCCGUGUUCGAGUCAAUUGGAAGGAAUGCAGAGCGACGACGAUGAUCAAGCUUUCGCUAGUGAAGCCGCUAUCUCAGGGCAGUUGAACACUAAUGACAAUGCGUCGAGAGACUUUCGCUUCUACGAUUCAAUCGACAUGCGCAUGUCGCUGAUUCUGCUAAAAAAUCCCAUCUACUUCAGUGGCAGCCUAACGGUUCAGCCUCUGAUUGGUAGCGUUGAAGUUAUGGGCUACCACUUGAAACGAGGCGAAUGUCGAAGUGCAUUUGCUGCCCGUGGUUUCAACAGCUUGAAUCUAACGCCUUAUCCUGCUGGAACUGAUUUUACAAAGCAGAACAUGGACGAAGUGCAACAGCGAUUAGCUACGCACUUUCUGAAUGCUGAUUUGAAAGAAAUUGCCGAAAUCCUAGACCCGGCGGAAUCAGUGCUGGUGCUUCUACAAGCAGAUUGCAACAACCAGCGAAUUGAAGUGGUUGAGAAGUAUUUACCGGAAGAGGUCAUAUUUCCGAAAGUAGAACUAUUGAAAAGGGGUGAAUUCUUCACUACCGAGUACCUACUGAAUGCGGAAUUCUAUACCGAGCACGUGUUUAAAAGCACUGCCUUGUACACGAACGAUCCGCAGUGGGACAACAUUGAAAUCGGACAGAACAGUAAAAUCCUGGUGAUGGGCGGGAAAACUUCCGGCAAAUCUACGCUUUGUCAGACUCUGAUUAACAAAAGUAUUGCCUCGUUCAAAAAAGUUGUACUGAUCGAUUUAGACAUCGGUCAGCCAAUCCAACAUGUUCCUGAGUCCAUCAGUGUGACAGUCGUCAACCGACCACUGCUUGGAGUGGCCACGUUCGAUCCAAUUGCACCGGAAAAAUGUUGGCUCUUUGGAAGCUUGGACGUCGUUUCGUCUCCAAUCUUCUACGUUCAAAACGUUCGUCGUCUGGUGCGGUACUGCCAAGAGCACAAAGCCGAAUUGGCCAACAUUCCGUGGAUCGUGAACACAAUGGGAUACGUUACCGGGUUCGGCGAAGAAUUGAUGGCGGCCGUUAUACGAAUGCUCAAUCCUACCGAUGUGGUUGAGAUUAGAAACGAGAACAAAUCCCUACCGAUACCGAACUUCCAGAACACGCUCAACAGUAGUUUCAUAAGUCAAUACAACUUCAAGGUACUGCAGGCCGAAAUGCAAGAUUUUUGUCAGCGUAAGACAGUCAACUAUCGUCAUCAUCUGCUGAACGUUUGCUACUCUCAGAAAGGUUUCACACUAAAUGCUCCGAAACGUCGCAACCUGAUGCUGUUGUCUCAUUUGGCCAACAUCCUGAACGAUUCUUCUAGCGAGUGGUUCAACGAAGUACGACCAUUCUGUGCGCCACUCAGUAAAUUGCAGGUGUUAAUAACCCGUGACGAUCAGACCGUCGCGGACGACCAGCUGCCAUCGGUUCUGAACGCUACCUUAGUCUAUCUUUGUCGGAAAACGGAUAACAAUCUGUACGAGUGUUUGGGAAUUGGCAUCGUUCGCGGCGUCGACAAGAAUAAUAACGUUUACCUGCUACAGUCACUGUCCCCGGAACUGCUAGCGGAAGUAACGGUGCUGGCGAUUUGCAGUAGCAGCCUACCGAAUACGAUCUUUCUGCAGCAGAGUGCACGGGUUCAGGGCAGUAUUCCCUAUGUUUACAAUGUUGUUUAGGCAUCACUGCGAAUUAUUACGGUUCAGCUUAGCUGCGUGUGCGACGAAGAAUGUCUGUUGUGUAGUUUUGUAUGGUUAUUUUUUUUAUUUUAAUGUAUUUAUUGGAUAAAGCAUUUAGCAAGCAAAAUUUUCUGUUUCUUUCCGAGUCUGACUAAGGCAGUGAUAAUAAAAUCAAUCAUUAUUUCAAAA
Malaya genurostris is the source of this 3520-nucleotide messenger RNA. Its product is annotated as polynucleotide 5'-hydroxyl-kinase NOL9. The transcript has 5 exons. Gene Ontology annotation, biological process: cleavage in ITS2 between 5.8S rRNA and LSU-rRNA of tricistronic rRNA transcript (SSU-rRNA, 5.8S rRNA, LSU-rRNA). Gene Ontology annotation, molecular function: polynucleotide 5'-hydroxyl-kinase activity. The record is from RefSeq and is a predicted model, not a curated record. Gene Ontology annotation, cellular component: nucleus. NCBI's taxonomy places the organism in Eukaryota, Metazoa, Arthropoda, Insecta, Diptera, Culicidae. The coding region runs from base 191 to 3331 and encodes 1046 amino acids.